This is a messenger RNA of Cetraspora pellucida, 888 nucleotides long. NCBI's taxonomy places the organism in Eukaryota, Fungi, Glomeromycota, Glomeromycetes, Diversisporales, Gigasporaceae. The record is from the annotation of a GenBank genome assembly.
AUGAAUUUUACUUUCGAAAUUUCUUUUGAAAAUUCUCAAGAAAAUUAUACCAUAAUUCAAAUAAAUCAGAUAUUGAUUAUGAAAUACCACCAAAGUACUAAUAACACUGAAAAUAAGGCAGGAUGGGUAGUUAACGCAUCAACUCACAGACGUUCAAAAACAUUAUUAUCAAAGACCAUCUUACCAUCCGAAUGCAAACAUAGUUUCUACAACACAAUUCAAGCGCAAUUACGACAAAUAUCUAUUUAUGGAUUUACCAAAGCUCAUUAUACUCUGAAUACAAAUCAAAUAAAUCAAUUGUCAUUAUUUUUUGAUCCGAAUGAACCUACAUAUAUUUCUAUUUGUUUUAAUAAUAUGAAAUAUGAAGUUAUUAUUCCAUCUGAAGAAAUUUGUAGAGUUGAAACUAUCAAUUUUGGAAAAUUGUACUAUUACCGUGAAAUAGAUCAUCCAUGGAUGUUAAAACGCAUUUUGUUAUAUAAUGAUCCAACAGAUGGUUAUUUUGACGAAGCAGUAUCAUUUUGUCUAAAACCGUUUUAUCCAGUAGAUUAUUUCUACGCUAAUAACGUGAAAAGUGAAAUCAACAGAUUAAAUCGGAUGAAAUGGAACAAAUUAACGAAGCAACAAAUUGGUAUGUUUCAUAAAUUUCGACAAACACCUCAAGCAAUAGUUGGUCGUAAAGAUGGUACAUGUAGUCAGGUUAUAAAACAAUUAAAUGGUACAUCCAUUAUGGUAUCUUCAGAACUAAUAUUAACGGAGAAAAACGAGCCGUUUUUUAUCCGAUUAAUGGGUCAUUCUAUCAGCUCCGAUUGUUCAUUUCGAGAAGAUUCCAGAAUAAAAGAUGGAAAAAAACAUGGUUUAGAAAUAGCCGCGGAUAUUGGGAUAAAUUGA